AUGAGUGCCGAUGUGAUCAAAAGAUCGAACCCGGCGGAUGAUUAUGAGCUGCUUCAGCGUGUCGGUUCAGGAACUUAUGGUGAAGUUUAUAAAGCUCGAGACAUUCGAAGCGACACGCUGGCAGCUGUAAAAGUUGUCAAACUGGAAGCCGGAGACAAUUUCGCUGUCAUCCAACAAGAAAUAAUGGUUAUUCGAGAAUGCUCACAUCCAAAUAUCAUCGCUUAUUUCGGAAGUUAUAUUAGAAGAGAUCGUUUGUGGAUUGUGAUGGAGUACUGUGGAGGAGGAAGUCUUCAAGAUAUUUAUCACUUAACCGGACCUCUAUCAGAACUCCAGAUUGCUUUCGUUUGUCGAGAGACUCUUCGUGGACUCAAUUAUCUUCAUAAUAUGGGAAAAGUAAGUUUUAGAUCAAUUCAUCGAGAUAUCAAAGGAGCCAACAUUCUUCUUUCUUCUAACGGAGAUGUGAAGUUGGCAGAUUUUGGAGUAGCUGCUCAAAUCACUGCAACAAUCGGAAAAAGAAAAUCGUUCAUUGGCACUCCGUAUUGGAUGGCUCCAGAAGUUGCAUGUGUUGAAAAACGAGGUGGAUACGGAAUGCUCUGCGACGUUUGGGCAACCGGGAUCACGGCGAUCGAGCUAGGAGAAUGUCAGCCACCUCUUUUUGAUCUUCACCCGAUGCAAGUUCUGUAUUUGAUGACAAAAAGUGGAUACAAGCCCCCGCAUCUCAAAGACAAACAUCGUUGGUCUCCCCUCUUCCAUGAUUUCGUUCGUCAGUGUCUCACAAAAAAUCCCAAGAAGAGACCAUCACCCGAAAAGCUGCUCACCAGUCACCCGUUUGUACUUGGCUCCCUUUCUGCCAGAAUGACAAGAGAUUUGUUGGAUAAAGUGAAUGGAGCACCGUCUGAUGUGUAUGAUCGUAUGUCCAAGACGGUGGAUGAUUUGACUGAAGAAGAAUCGGAUAUGGACGAUGCUCCACCACUUCUCACACCCGAUGCUGCUCCAAUCAAAAUAGGACUUCCUGCUCAUUUGAAUGGCUUGAGACUUGAUGCAAAGUGUUUGGAGCAGUUAACGUCGUCUCCUCACUCGACAUCGUCAGAGACUGAUCGCAAAACUCCAACUGCAACUCCGCGAGGGCUGAAUAGAGGUUACCAUUCAGAAAGAACACUUCCGGCUAAAGAAAUGCAAUCCCUUCCGGACGUUAUCGGAGGAGACGCGCUGCUCCAUUGUGCAUCUGGAAAUGGAGUUAUCCAUGACGAUGAUGAAACUAUCAGAGCACCAAGAGCUCCACCAAGGACGUUGAGAGCUGCUCAGAAGGCUGCAGCUUCUGGAUCUGAAAAUCGCUUCAGUUCGACUUCUAUUGCAUCUACUCCAAGUGAAGAUAGUAUGUCGACGUUUUUUGGAAUGCCGAUUAUUCCAAAAGUACCAAUGGGAGCUUGUUUUUCGAAGAUUAUGGAUGGAACUGAUUUGAAAAUCAAUUGUGCAGCAUCAUGGGUUCAUCCACUGACUGGUGCUCACCUCCUACUUUUCGGUACGGAGCAAGGAAUUUACUCAUUCGACACAAACUGUUUACCAGAUGGAAACCUCACGAAAAUUCAUCACCGUCGUUGCUCCUGGAUGUUCGUCUACUCGGAUCGACUCACCGCCAUUCAAGGAAACACUCCGUAUCUCUAUCGACAUGAUUUGAUUGCUCUUACGCAAAAGAAUCUCACUCUGAAAAUGAGCAAAAAUCUUAACAAGAUUCCUGAGAAAUAUGUUCCGAAACGGCUAGCGAUCACUGUUCGAAUGCCGGAGACACGGGGAGCUCUUCAGUGCACAGUGAAACAAGGAGAGGGAGCCCAAUCAAGUUCUUUAUUCCUGUGUUGUGCUGUUCCAAAAACUGUUCAUUUGUUCCAAUGGUACAAACCGAUGAAUCAGUUUGUGUUGGUUAGAAGUGAACCACUCCGAGAAGACAUUCGAUUUCCCAUCCGCCCGUUUGCACUGGUCAAUUCCCGUGCGUCAGACUUUCCAGAACUAUGCAUUGGUGUAGGUCGAAUGUCCGGAGCAUCCGAGUUCCAAUUCAAUAUGGUUAAUUUCUGCUCAUCGACUAGAAACUCAGAAGUCAGCGAUGGAUACAACUCUUCAUUUGGUAGUUUGGCGGAAGACGAGAUGCUCGAAGUUGGGAACAUGCAUCAAAUCGAUAGAAAUACUCUCUGCUUUUCAUUCCGUAACAAAGUGGUCAUGACAGAUCUUGAAGGAUUCGAACGCCCGAAACCUUCUAUUUUCACCUUCAAUUUCCACAUUGAAUACCUUCAUGUCGUCGAUGAAACGAUUCUUGCUUUCCACGCAAAUGGAGUGCAAGGAAGAGAUUUGAAGACGAAUUUAAACACUCAAGAUCUAUGUGAUGUAUCUCGUUUAUAUCGUGUCAUUGGUGACGAUAGAGUAAUCAUCCUUCGAUCUCAGCUCAUGACCGCCCGAAACGCUGGUGACACUCUCGAUAUCAGUCUACUCAUGGGACACUCUGACACUCCCACUCUCUAA
Caenorhabditis briggsae is the source of this 2511-nucleotide messenger RNA. RefSeq names its product Protein CBR-GCK-2 (gene Cbr-gck-2). Bases 1 to 2511 code for a protein of 836 amino acids. NCBI's taxonomy places the organism in Eukaryota, Metazoa, Nematoda, Chromadorea, Rhabditida, Rhabditidae. Gene Ontology annotation, molecular function: ATP binding; MAP kinase kinase kinase kinase activity. Gene Ontology annotation, biological process: protein phosphorylation. The transcript has 6 exons. The record is from RefSeq and is a predicted model, not a curated record.